GCAGAAACAUAACCAUAGUUAAUUAAAAUGAACGUUUAAAAGUAGAAAUACUUAGUCAAACUGAACUUAAGAAAUGUCUAAGGAAGCCCGUUAUGGUUUAUUAUACAGUGAAUACGAGUUUUCUCCUUACUUCCGAAUUCCUUUUGAAAAGUUUGCACUGAUUACUGUAUGCUUCCCUUUGUUAGCAUUUGUAUUUUGUAUUGGUUACUCCGUCCUUUUUAAUUUCGAGAGUGCUACAUACACGCAUUGUCAAGUGUAUAAUAUGUUACCCUCCAUAUCUGCAGCUAUUGGAAAUUUUUCUCCACAAAGAGAAAUUUGGCAAGGUGCCAUAGCAAUACACGCUGCCCCAAGGUUUUACAUAGCAGUCGAGUAUUUACACCACCAUUUUAGUGUUCUGUUUCCUCAGGAUAUAUGGAUUGGACAGAUAGCUUUCUUUUUAAACGUCGUGGAAAACAUAGCACUGAUAACAUUAUCGUUUUUCACUUCGUCAAAGUUCUAUGCUGUGCACGAGAAGGCGUUCAUUACUUUUAUCCUGGGAUCGGAAAUGUACAUGGUUUUAACAUGUAUUCUGCAGAGUAGGUACAAAAAACAGUCUCGAGUUAGUUUGAAGUGGAAAAAACGUUUCUUAGCUACUAAUAUAAUGUGCAUUGUUGCUGCUGUGUAUUUUUUCAUGAGGCACAAUUCGCUGUGUGAACCUUAUGUGUACACACUGUUUGCUUUAUCGGAGUAUAUAGUUGUACUCUCCAACAUGGCGUUUCAUCUGACUGCCUAUUUUGAUUUUGAAAACAAAGAUUUAGUAGUUUAUAAACAUGGUGUCGCUCUAACAGAGAGAUAAUAUUUGGUUAUAUAGCUAGUCAUUUAAUUUAUCGUAUUACAGGAGUAAAUGGUAAGUUUUAUAAAAACAUGUAAUUUGUUUUGGAUUCAAACAAUUUAGUUGAGUGAUUUUUAUUUUUCUUACACAGGUAUUCCGUUUAUUGAUAAAGGCAGUUUAUUAUUUAUUAUUAAGAAUUUAUUUCAGAUCGCCAUAACAGAUGUUUUUAAAAUGACAAUCUUUUAUAUCAAGUAAUACUGAGAUGGAAAUUUCAUAAAAUAAAAGUUUUUCUUUUCUUAUCUGUGAAAAAAUAAUUGAAAUAAACCCUUGUGUCAAAAAGAUCAAUUUUUGUGAAGACACUUUUGCCUUGCUAAAAAUAAUUAAAAAGGAAAAGUUAUAAUUUCGGAAAACAGAUUUUCGAAAUAUUAACAACUUUUUAUAGUGCGGGAUCUCUAGGGAUGUUUAUUGUGUUUGUUUGCUUUUUUUGUGUCAAAUUUUUAGUGAAGCAAAACUAUUUUCACAAAAAUGUCUGACUGAUCCUUUUAGCGGAAGGCUUUAUUUCAUUACGUAUUUUUUUAAUUUUUUCACAUGUGUACUGUACUACCCAAUAAAUAAGGAAAAAAUAAAAGUGUUGCAUAAAAAAUUGGAAAUGGAUGUGACAAUUUACUUUUUUGCAUAAUAACAAUAAAUAAUAAGCUGCUUUUCUAUACAAACAUUUGUGAUUUAUUUACUCUAAAACGACCUGAACAGGGUGAAUUUUUUUAUAUCGAUAUUUACAUUUUUAUAUGAAGUUUUAUCUUUUUUUUUAAACUUAUGGGGCAUUAUGGUUAGUUUUUAUGAAUAGAUGUAUCACACUUUUUAUAAACUUGCCAUAAAAUGUAUGAGUGUUUCAAAACUGGAAGUCAUUACUAUAAAUAGUUAUCGGAAACAUCAACUUCUUAUCUUAGUCUGGAUUAAUAAAUGAUUUGAUAUACAUUAUGGAAUGACAAAUGCUGGCAUUUGAAUUUCAAGGAAAAAUGUAGUUUUUUAACUGAUUGAAUUUUGAAAAUGUGAUAUUUAAGCAUUAAAUUUAUUAUUUUUAUGUUCUGCAUCUGGUUUAUGAAAAAUCAAAAGAAACAGUUUUGAAACAUUUUAUUUUAGAUAGGGACGAACCAAGUAUUUUGAAAAUUGUGAUUUUAUAUAUUUUUUUAACGCUACUGAAUGACCAUUAAGCAGUAGGAUAGUUACUCUUUUAAAUAUUGUACAUAUGUAAAAAAACUUUUAACUUAUUUUUAUUUUAUGUGUAUUAUAUAAAUACUUCUAUAAAAUUAUGAGUAAUUCAUCAACAUUAAAAUUUUACAAUUUUUUUGGUCACAUUUGGUAUUAUUUCCACAUAUCUUAAAAUCAAAAUUUGUUAAAAGGAAAUUUAAAAUAUUUAUGAUAAAAAAUGUCAUAAUUUUAUACCAGGUGUAUUCUGUUCAUACUUUUCAUAUAAUAAAAUUAUCAUGAGUACCUGUAUUGUCCUCUGUUUUAUUUAAAUUGAUAUUUUUGCUUUAAUUAAGGAAGCAAAAAUGACAUUUUAUACAAACCAGGAGAGAAUAUUUGUCAUAAUAUAUCGCACUAUUUUAUAUAUCUAAUAUAAAUGCACCUUUUUUCUGUGCCAAAGUGUAAUAUUCAUAUAACAAUAUAAUAUUAUCUGCACUUAUGGAGACCCAGCAGGCAUUUUGACAAAUUAAUUUUAGAUAUUUCGAAAAUGAAUAUCCAAAUAGCGAAGCCAGAUGGUUAUAUAAAAAUAAUGUGCAAACAUUAAUUAUCAUAUUUUUACCACAGAUAUUUCUAUUUACUAAACAUUUAAAUGGCAAUGUAUCGUAAAUAAAAAUAGGGUAUACCCAGAGUCAUUAGAGAAAAGUAUUUAUGGAAGAAGCAAGUCUCCAAACAUGCAAUAAUGAGAUAAUAAAGUGUACUUAUAAUAGUGUAGAAUUUGUAUACUAUCUUCAGUUAUAGUUAUUUUUAAUCAAUUGUUUGAAAUUAUUCAAAUUGUCAAACUGCCUUCUGUGGCUAUUCCAUGAAGUACCACUCGUUUAAAACCGAAAGCUGUUUUAACGUGGGUGAAAAUAAAUUGUAUAUAUUUGUUAAAUAUUUUUCUAUGUAUAAGGAUAUAAACAUGUACGUUUGUACGCUUUUCCACAGUAUAUCUUCAGUGUUUUCACUGUAAUCUAACAUAUCAUAUUUUCCCACAUUUUCAAUUAAAUAUAAUUUAUGUUGAAA
Molecule: messenger RNA, 3058 nt
Organism: Anoplophora glabripennis (Asian longhorned beetle)
Lineage: Eukaryota; Metazoa; Arthropoda; Insecta; Coleoptera; Cerambycidae
Product: post-GPI attachment to proteins factor 2-like
Exons: 3
Coding region: 74-835 (253 amino acids)
Biological process (GO): GPI anchor biosynthetic process
Cellular component (GO): Golgi membrane; endoplasmic reticulum membrane
Source: RefSeq, a predicted model, not a curated record